Molecule: messenger RNA, 1480 nt
Organism: Lagopus leucura (white-tailed ptarmigan)
Lineage: Eukaryota; Metazoa; Chordata; Aves; Galliformes; Phasianidae
Gene: ASB13
Product: ankyrin repeat and SOCS box containing 13
Exons: 6
Coding region: 566-1378 (270 amino acids)
Biological process (GO): protein ubiquitination; intracellular signal transduction; positive regulation of protein catabolic process
Molecular function (GO): protein binding
Source: RefSeq, a predicted model, not a curated record
UCCAUGGUCAUUGCAGAGCAGUUGGACUGGAUGGCCUUGAAGGGUCGUUUCCCACUCAAACAUUUCUAUGAAAUCAUCCUCAAAAUUGUGUAAACUGAGGCUUCUGCUCAUCUCUGCCCUUUCUCUCCCAUUCCACAGCUGUGAGUGCUUGCCUUGAAACAGGUUCUACAGAAAGGUAGUUUGGGAGGAGCUGUAGUUUUAAGGUGUCAUUUGCCAAUUGUUGUUGUCAUUGACCUGAAAGCCAGCAGCACCAGACUGCUCCUAUAAACCCUGCUUUGGCAGAACACUGAGGCAUGUGCCUUUGUAGAGAGGACAAGCUUACCUGACUGAAGGAAGUGUGAAAAUAGGUGGGACUGUGCUUUUCCCAUCGUUGACAUCCCAUUUCCAGUGAUUUUAGAUGGAGACAGGAAGGACAUUGCUCCUAGUGCUGGUUAGGUGUGAACACCAUGGGGUGAAUCUAAACCUGCUGGAGGGUUUGUUUGUGGAGGAAAGCUUCAAGCAAAUACUGGAAGGGAAUGCAGCAUUAUGAGCAGCCCAAUGGAGAGCCCCCAGUGCAAAGCAUUGCAUGCUGGAUUGGGGAUACAGCUUCUGGGUUGAUCGAACCCCGGUUCACGAAGCAGCCAGGCAGGGAGAAAUCCUUCAGCUGCAGCAGCUGAUAGAGAACGGAGCCUGCGUCAACGCCGUCACCUACGACUCCAUCACUCCCCUGCACGAGGCGAGCCUGCGAGGGCAAACGCAGUGUGUCAAACUCCUCUUGGCUGCAGGGGCCCAAGUGGAUGCCAGGAAUAUUGAUGGCAGCACUCCACUCUGUGACGCCUGUGCCUCAGGGAGCAUUGAGUGUGUGAAAGUGCUGCUCUCCCAUGGUGCCAAAGUGAACCCUCCCCUGUACACAGCAUCCCCUCUUCAUGAAGCCUGCAUGAACGGCAGCUCAGAUUGUGUGCAACUCCUCAUAGACGUCGGUGCCAACUUGGAGGCUCACGACUGCCAUUUUGGGACACCCCUACACGUGGCCUGUGCCCGGGAGCAUCUGGACUGUGUGAAGUUGCUGCUUAAGGCAGGGGCGAAUGUGAAUGCUGCUAAACUCCAUGAGACAGCCCUCCACCAUGCAGCAAAAGUGAAGAACGUGGAUCUGGUUGAGAUGCUGAUUGAGUUUGGAGGAAAUAUCUACGCAAGAGACAACAGAGGAAAGAAGCCAUCAGAUUACACCCUGAGAAGCAGUCCCACAGCAAAAUGCUUUGAGUACUAUGAAAAAACACCUCUGAGUCUGUCACAGCUCUGCAGAGUAACGGUGAGGAGGGCUGCUGGGCAGCGAGCGCUGGAGAAGAUUGCCAAACUCAACAUCCCUCAGAGGUUAAUCCAGUACCUGUCCUACAACUGACAGGCACCAAGGUGGCUGGGAAGGACACUGAUUGCACAACAUGAAGUAUCCAUCUCUUUCUCUUCUACCUCCCCACAAGAAAUGAGUUUUAAUUUAAGCAAA